Messenger RNA from Batrachochytrium dendrobatidis JAM81, 1617 nucleotides. Its product is annotated as TFIIH/NER complex subunit TFB1. The record is from RefSeq and is a predicted model, not a curated record. Gene Ontology annotation, biological process: transcription by RNA polymerase I; nucleotide-excision repair; transcription by RNA polymerase II. NCBI's taxonomy places the organism in Eukaryota, Fungi, Chytridiomycota, Chytridiomycetes, Rhizophydiales. Gene Ontology annotation, cellular component: transcription factor TFIIH holo complex; transcription factor TFIIH core complex. The transcript is spliced from 8 exons. The coding region runs from base 1 to 1617 and encodes 538 amino acids.
AUGGCAUCAACUGCUUCUGCUCAAGUCUUUGCUUGUCCUGCCGUGUAUAAAAAGAAGAAUGGUGUCAUGACUGUAUCAAACUCACUGUUUUCUUGGACUGAAACGGCUGCUUCUUCUCCUGCUAUUUCCAUUCCUUAUGAAGCCAUCAAGGCUCAGUUGGUUAAUGCAAUUGGUCCUUCUGGCAAGGUUUUAUUGAAACUGUCCUUGUGGCCUGUAGGAGAUACUCCAGAAACAAACCACAACUUUUCUUUUCCAAAUCCAGCUACUGCCGAGUCAGACAGAGAUCACAUCAAGGAUUAUCUUGCAACUCGCAUCGCUGCUGUUCGUCAACGAUCUGCUACUCCCGCUUCUGCAAAACCUACUUCUUUACCACGUACUGCUUCCGCUACUACUUCCAGUCUUACUCUUCAAGAUCUACAAGCAAGGCAGGCUCUUUUAUCCAAAAAUAAAGAUCUGGCUAAAUUACACAAGGAAAUUGUCAUUGGUGGUCUGAUUAGUGAGCAGGACUUUUGGAAUACUAGACAGCAAACUCUUAUCAAUCAAGAAUGGCAAGCUUUUCAAAAAAAAGGAAUUUCUUCUGGUUCUCUGGCUGAUACUAAACCAACUGUUGACGGUGAUGGAAAUGAUCUCAAAUAUAAACUCACUCCAGAUAUCAUACAUUCCAUCUUCAUCGAGUAUCCUGCAGUGCACAAGGCAUUCCAGGACCAUGUGCCUGAUAAAAUGACUGAAAAAGAGUUUUGGGGAAAAUACCUUGCAUCAAAAUACUUUCAUCGCAAUCGUACCACUGCUAUCAAGGAAACUGAAGAUCUAUUUGACAAGUAUAUGCAAGAGGACGCAAAUGAUUUACUUUUGAAUCCUACUGGAGUUCAGUUUACUAUACACAACAAAUUGAUUGAUCUAACUACAACAUCAGAAGAUCACGUAGAGACGGGAAACCGACCCGAUUCCACUAUGCGUGCUGGAUUUGUACAAACAUCUCUCCCGCUUAUUAGGAAAUUUAACCGUCAUUCAACUUUUAUUUUGAAAAGCUCCAUGUAUGUUGGAACAGUCUUGGAGGAUUUGGAGCCCAUUAAAGCAUCUAGACUUGCACCGCUAAACAUUCAAGAUCCAGCAAGCUAUUUUGAUUCCUUGACACAAGAAUCUAGUUUGAAAACUGGCCAAACAUCUGUAUCUGACAAGCAAUUGCACACUUUUCAAAGUCAUAUGCAGUCGUGGUCUUUGAAAAUAUCCAAGCUUUCUUAUGGUACAUGCCAAUCGGAUACUAUCUUUCAAGCAGUGUCAGAACUCAAUCGAAAACGGCGAAAUGAUCAACUGAAUCAACAGGUAUCGCGAGUAAAACACUUUAAACACUACCAGGAAACCAAAGACAUAAUGGUGUCUGUAAACGAACUUCUCCGUCACUACUGGAGCAAUUUGAACUUGGUCAAAUUAGGCGAAGCCAGUAUGAAGGACAAAGUAUUUCGAAUUGCUGCCGCUUUGAAAAAGUAUAUGGCCCAACUAAAUGUUAUUGAAACUCAAGCUAAACUUGUUGGAGAGGAUCGUGGUGUAUCAUUGAUUAAUACUGCAUCAAUUAGUAUCGAGGCUGCACUUAAAGCACUUCCUUCAGCAGCAAGAUAA